This is a messenger RNA of Solanum dulcamara, 7090 nucleotides long. Its product is annotated as protein virilizer homolog. Lineage: Eukaryota; Viridiplantae; Streptophyta; Magnoliopsida; Solanales; Solanaceae. Gene Ontology annotation, molecular function: RNA binding. The transcript is spliced from 28 exons. The record is from RefSeq and is a predicted model, not a curated record. Gene Ontology annotation, cellular component: RNA N6-methyladenosine methyltransferase complex. Bases 167 to 6778 code for a protein of 2203 amino acids.
UAUACAAUAGAGUUUUCUCAUAGAGUCAAUUUUCUGGGUUUAAUCAGACGCUUCUCCUUGCAUCGUCUUCUUCUUCCUCAAUGUUGUAAAACCCUAGCACCAAAACCCGAUUCAGAUUUAAAGGUUCGGGUCAAGUUCUUCCGGCGAGAACACGCGGAGUUAAGGAAUGGGUCGACCGGAACCCUAUGUUCUCUAUUCCCACACUUUCCACCACCCUCAACUCGAUGAGUUUGUAGACGAGGUGUUAUUUGCAGACCCGGUUGUUGUCACUUCUUGCGAGAUUGUUGAACAGAAUGCCCCUUCCGCGUGUCUUUCGCUGAAGCUUGUGGGGGCCACUUCACCACCCUCAUUUGCUUUGGAAGUUUUUGUCCAUUGCGAGGGAGAGACAAGGUUUAGGCGUCUAAGUCAGCCUUUCCUGUAUUCCCAUUCUUCAUCAAAUGUGCUUGAAGUUGAGGCAAUUGUUACCAAUCAUUUGGUUGUACGAGGCAGCUAUCGAAGCCUUACCUUGGUUGUGUAUGGAAACACCAUCGAAGAUCUUGGCCAAUUCAAUAUAGAUGUUGAUUUAGAUGGCUCUUUGGCUAAUACUGUUAGUGUUGUUGAGGGAGACCUUGAAGACCUCCCACCUGCAUUGCGUCCAAAUAAUCUGUCUACUGAGCAAACAUUGUCUUCUUUGAAAUCAUUAUCUUUGAAAAGUAUUCCUCAGGCCAUUUCUCUCGAGCUCAGGCAGUUAUUGCAACUUAUUCUUAGAAUGUUGGAAUCACCAAAAUUUGGACUCAUGAAAAAUAAGGUUCUUACUUCCUUAUUAUCAGUGGCCUCAAUCUAUGCAACUCCUUGCUUUCCUUCUAUAACUACAAUGCACGAGCAACUUGGGCUGGAUAAGUUGGUUUAUAAUCAAGAAAUUCAACUUGCAAUUGCUGAAGCCAAAAAUGAGCUUUUGGAGAUGCAUAAUAGCUUUAUUUUUCAACCUGGCGACCAUUCUACUGAAUUUGUAACAGAUGCUAUGUUAAUAGAAUCUGAGAUUGAGACUGCUGCUCCAAAGCAACUGCUGGACUCCUUAAGCCACUACUUCAAAUUUGGUAGUAGUCCUGAUGCUGCUGCUCAUCGUGAGGUUUCAAAGAGUGAGAACAUGGUUCUCUGUUUGACUCUGGCUCUUUUAGUGUCAUCUGCAAGAGAAAGCUGCUAUCAUUUUGUCAACUGUGGUGGCAUGGAGCAGCUUGGUUAUGCUUUUUCUAGUAGCUUGCGGAACUCUAAUGCUCUCAAAUUGCUGCACCUUGGAGUUAUUGAACAGGCAACUCGUCAUUCAGUUGGUUGCGAAGGUUUCCUUGGAUGGUGGCCUCGUGAGGAUGAAAAUAUACCUUCUGGUACUAGUGAGAGAUAUAAUCAAUUGUUGAAGUUAUUAUUGCACAAUCAGCGGCAUGAUGUAGCCUCUCUUGCCACUUAUAUACUUCAUCGUUUGCGGUUUUAUGAAGUCUCUUCCAGAUAUGAGUGUUCCAUAUUGUCUGUCCUGGGAGGUCUUUCUGGCUCUGGUCAGGCUACAAGUGCAACAGUGGAUAUCCUUGCCAAUGCUAAACUUCAACUCAAGAACCUUUUGAAAUUAAUAAAUUCCUCUGGCCCAAUUGAAGAUCCUUCUCCGGUAGCGUGUGCAAGUAGAUCUUUGGUUCUUGGUGAUGGUGGACAAUUAUCAUGUAAUUCUACCAGUAACUUGAUUACUCGAUCAAGUUGUUGCUUUUCUAGCAAUGACAUGGAUCAACAUUUGCUUUCCCUUCUGAAGGAGAGGGGUUUUCUCCCUUUGUCUGCAGCUCUAUUGUCAUCUUGUGCUUUAUGGUCUGACACAGCUUGCACGGUGGACUUGUUUGUGGAUAUUGUAUUGUACUUUGAGGCCAUUGUUCUUUCUCUUCUUUCUACUCGCUCAGGGUUGAUAUUUCUUGGUCGCGACCCUGAAGUUGCCACUACAAUAAUUCAGGCCUUAAGGGGUGCUGAUAAUUGGAAAAAGGAAGAGUCCAUUUCCCUUCGACAUGCAUCUGUCCUAAUAUCCAAGGGUUUCUUUUGUCAUCCACAUGAUGUUGCACUGAUCAUUGAGAUGCAUUUGAAGGCAAUCAAUGCCAUAGAUCGUUUAGUGACGUCAAGUCCAGACUCUGAAGAUUUGUUGUGGACAGUAUGGCAGCUCUGUGGUCUUGCCAGAUCUGAUUGUGGACGCCAAGCUUUGUUGGCUCUGGUUCAUUUCCCCGAGGCUCUUUCAGCUUUAAUUGCGAUACUACACUCAGUCAGGGAAUUGGAUCCAGUUUCCCCAAAUAGUGGAGCUCCACCUUUGAACCUUGCUAUCUUCCACUCUACGGCUGAAAUUUUUGAGGUCAUUGUUUCGGACUCAAGUGCAUCUUCUCUGGGGUCUUGGAUUGGACAUGCUAAAGAACUUCAUAGAGUCUUACAUUCAUCCUCCCCAGGAUCCAGCAAAAAAGAUGCUCCUGCGAGGCUUUUGGAUUGGAUUGAUGCUAGUGUGGUGUACCAUAGGAGUGGAGCAAUUGGUCUUUUACGCUAUACUGCUAUUUUAGCUUCUGGAGGUGAUGCUCACAUGGCCUCAACAAGUGUUUUGGCAUCUGAUGGCAUGGAUGUUGAUAAUGUCAUUGGGGAUUCUUCCUACACUGAUGGUAAUAUCAUAGAGAAUAUGCUUGGGAAACGCAUCACUGAGAAGGAUUUUCCUGGUGUUGUUCUUCGUGACUCAUCUAUUGUUCAGCUGACAACAGCAUUUCGAAUUUUGGCGUUUAUUUCUGAUAAUUCGACUGUCACUGCUGCUCUUUAUGAUGAAGGCGCUGUCAUGGUUAUCCAUGCAGUUUUGAUCAACUGCAGGCUCAUGCUUGAGAGGUCCUCAAACAUAUAUGAUUACCUAGUUGAUGAGGGUACAGAAUGUAAUUCAACUUCAGAUUUAUUACUGGAACGUAAUCGUGAACAGACCCUCCUUGAUUUACUAAUUCCUUGUCUGGUGCUGUUGAUUAAUCUGUUGCAGAAGCUAAAGGAAGCUAAGGAGCAGCACAGGAAUACUAAGCUAGUAAAUGCUCUUCUACAGUUGCACAGAGAAGUGAGUCCAAAGUUAGCUGCCUGUGCAGCAGAUGUAUCAUAUCCUUACCCCAGUUUUGCACUUGGGUUUCAAGCUGCUUGCGAUCUUCUAGUUUCUGCAUUAGCCUGUUGGCCAGUUUAUGGUUGGACCCCUGGCCUUUUUCAUUUCCUCCUAGAUAGUCUUCAUGCAACUUCGGUAUUGGCGUUGGGUCCCAAGGAAAUCUGUAGUCUGCUUUGCAUAUUGAAUGACUUAUUCGCAGAGGAAGGGGUGUGGCUUUGGGAAAAUGGAACACCCACAUUGAGUGUCCUGAGAACCUUGGCUCUGAGGACAUUAUUAGGGCCUAAGAAGGAGAAAGAGAUUAAUUGGUUCUUGCAGAUUGGACUACGGGAGAAACUGCUUGGCCAGUUGAAACCACACUUGGGCAAAAUUGCGCAGAUUAUCCUAUGUUGCUCCACCAGUACAUUGGUGGUCAUCCAAGACAUGCUGCGAGUGUUCAUUAUUCGCAUUGCAUGUAUAUGCGGUGAAAAUGCUUCACUACUUCUACGGCCAAUGGUAUUGUGGAUUGGCGAUCAUCUUUCUGAAAAAUUGUCAUUGUCAGAUUUGGAUGCUUACAAGGUCCAGCGACUGCUCUCCUUUCUGUCUCUACUAUUAGAGCACCCACACGGAAAGCGGUUAUUCUUGAAGGAGGGUGGCCUUCAGAUGCUAAUCAAGGUUCUAGAAAUGUGUCUAGCUGUUGCUAGUUCGGAUGCAAAACAGGUUGCUCUGAAAGGGUUUUCACUCAUUAGUUGGUGUGUGCCUGUAUUCAAUUCCAUUCCACUACUUAGUGAGUGUAAAGCUUCUCUGCAAACCCCGGGAAUAGUUGAGAGACACGUCCCUGAAGAUAUGACUGCUGAAGAAAAUUGCUUGCUUUUGUCUUUGCUCCUUAAAUUUUGCAAGGUCCUACCUGCCGGAAAAGAAUUGCUUUCAUGCCUGUUAGCAUUAAGAUUACUUUGGUCAUCUGCCAAAGGAAAAGAUGCUCUGCUUUCGCUUUGUCUGCAUGUUCAGUCCUCUAGCAUUGAGGAGCAGGAGUUGGAGAAACAAUUUGAAAAUGGUCUAAGCCAUGAUUUCACUCGUGACUGGAAAAAGCAUCCUCCAUUGCUAUUUUGCUGGGAAACUCUGUUAAAGACACCUGCUUCAAAGGAUGAUCUACCAACUUAUACUGUUCAAGGCAUUGGGAUAUUAUCUUCGGCAGCAUUGUCUUUCUGCAUGGACAGGGAAAGUAUGAACAUGGAGAGAGUUGCUGCAAUCAAGUACCUCUUCGGGUUUGAAAAUGACAACGUUGCCAUGGACGGGCUUGUUGAAGAGAGCAUUGAAUCUGUAGAGGAACUUGUUAAUUUGUUGAAAUCAAGUGACAGUUCCUUCUUGCCUGUAUUGGACAAGAUUUCUUUGGACCAGAUCAAGGAGUCAGCAAGAUCAUUAAUGCUUCUUCUGCACAAACCUACUGGCACAGUUAAGGCAGAUGAUAUAAUGAGCAAUAUUCAUUUUCCUUCAGCAACUGGUACCCCAUAUUCCUCAAAGAUACACACCAUCGUAGACGGUGGUACUGAAAGGAUUGAAGAUUAUGAUUUAAAUGAAUUUGGAGACAAGUUUUCAUGGGAGUGCCCUGAAAAUUUGCGUGAUAGUUUGACACAGACAAGUCUUACUAGCAAAAGGAAGAUCUCCUCAAUGGAUGGGCCAAAUAGACGCGCCAGGGGAGAUAGUGCCUCAGCUGAGAAUGCCAUACCGGGUGCAUUCUCACGGGGUUCUGUACCUACCAUUGUCCCUUCAGGUCCUACUCGUAGGGACACUUUCCGCCAGCGCAAGCCAAACACGAGCAGGCCUCCUUCUAUGCAUGUGGAUGACUAUGUUGCAAGGGAAAGAACUGCUGAUGGAUCUAAUAAUCCUAAUGUAAUAGCAGUCCCACGAAUAGGAUCUACUAGUGGGAGACCACCGUCUAUUCACGUGGAUGAAUUCAUGGCUCGGCAAAGAGAACGCCAAAAUCCUCCAGGGAUCAUGGUUACUGAUUCAGCUGCUGCACAAGAGAAAGCAGCAAUACCUGAAAACAAAACAGAUGCGGAGAAGUCAAGUAAAUCUCGUCCCCUGAAGUCUGAUCCCGAUGAUGAUCUCCAGGGAAUAGAUAUUGUAUUUGAUGCAGAGGAAUCUGAACCUGACGAUAAACUGCCUUUUCCUCAGCCGGAUGAUAAUCUACACCAGCCUGCAUCUGUAGUUGUUGAACAAAACUCUCCUCGGUCAAUCGUUGAAGAGACAGAAAGUGAGUUGAAUGGAACUAGCCAGUUCUCCCAGCUGGGUACACCUGUGGCCUCAAAUGCUGAUGAAAAUGCUCAAAGUGAAUUUUCUUCUAGGAUGUCGGUUUCUCGUCCUGAGCUGCCGUUGGCUCGAGAACCUAGUAUAUCUUCAGAUAGGAAAUUCAAUGAUCAGUACGAGAACAUGAAAAAUUUCCCUCCUAAAACCUCUGCUGUGUUUGCUUCGCUUGCAGCAGCAGUUAGUUCUGGUGUAGGUGUUUCUUCAUUUACAAAGGCUUCUCCAUCAUCUGUACAGGCAGCUGUUGAUUCUCGAAUGCCACCUAACUUCUAUUCUAGACCUACUGGUCAGCAAAGUGGAGUUACUCCUCCAAACGUUGGGUCCCAGGGAUAUUUUGACCCGAAAAUGCAGCCACCAUUACCACCAACUCCGCCUCCUGCAACAAUGUCAUCCUUGCUGUCGCAAAGUGCAGAUCGUAUUGUAAGCCAAUCUUCUCCAUUUGUUAGCUCUAUGAUAGAUGUCCAGCCUCAUUUACCACCUGGCUUCCAUGUUCAAGCUGAGUACUUAUCAGCUGGUGCUUCAGCCCCUGUGACCUCCAGUCCUUUGCCAGAUACGAAGUUUGGUCGGACAUCACUUUCUUCACCUGGAGGAUCUGUUAGGCCUCUUCCACCACUUCCUCCAACGCCGCCCCCAUAUACAAUUAGCCUUUCUAAUUUAUCAUCAUUAAAAAAUCCAACUUCCCAGACUCCAAUUUAUAAUCAAAGUGUUGGAACUAAUGAACUUCAGCAGAUCUCCCUUGCAUAUUCAAGUGAUGUUCGACCAGGUAACAUUUCAGCAUCUGGUCCCAUUCUAACAACUUAUCCUCCACCUCCAUUAGCACCACCCUUGCUAUUCAAUAGGCAUGGAUCAGUGCCUGUUAGUUUUUAUGGAAGUAGCUCAGCUCCAUAUCACAAUGAAAAGCUCCCUAGUAUCUCACAGCAUCUUCCUGCCAUUCACUCUAUACCAUCUGUCACCCAGCUGCAGCCACUCCAGCCCCCUCAACUUCCUCGUCCUCCACAGCAUCUUAGGCCACUUGUUCCAGCUUCACCCCAGUCAGAGCAAAGUGUUCCUUUGCUUCAAAGCCCCUUGCAAAUGCAAAUGCAGUCACCACAGAUGUUGCAUCAACCUCAAGUUUCUCCAGCUCAUGUGUACUACCAGACCCAACAGCAGGAGAUUGUGUCACAUUCGUUACAACAGCAACAAAUAGAACAUUCUCUCUCUCAAGUACCGCAGCAGCAAGGCAAUGUUGUCACCCAGCAACAAGAUUCUGGGAUGUCAUUACAAGAUUUUUUUAGAUCUCCAGAAGCUAUUCAGUCUCUCUUGAGUGACCGUGACAAACUCUGCCAGCUAUUAGAACAACAUCCAAAGUUGAUGCAGAUGCUUCAGGAGAGGUUGGGCCAUCUCUAAGUGGGAUACCAGUGGAAUCAUGGCUACACUCUGGAUUCUGGUCUUUUGCCUAAAGAAUAUGCAUAGAGAAGUUUUGGAGAAACAGUGGUCGGCCUCUUGUACAGAAAAUGUUAUAUUUAUGACUAUCAAUGUUUAUAAACUUGUAUGUCAUUGUACAUUAAAUUUAGUUUGUUAGCUUUAGAAGAACUUAUCAUUGGAUGUGUAGAAGUAAAAGUUUUUUGCAGCUAGCGUAGCUGUUCUCUCUUGUGGUUUGAUUCACUUACAUAGUUAUUUUUCUUCCGUUGAGCCCUAUUUUUGCCAAGUCUCAGUGGA